Molecule: messenger RNA, 726 nt
Organism: Penicillium subrubescens
Lineage: Eukaryota; Fungi; Ascomycota; Eurotiomycetes; Eurotiales; Aspergillaceae
Exons: 7
Coding region: 1-726 (241 amino acids)
Biological process (GO): negative regulation of transcription by RNA polymerase II; chromatin organization
Cellular component (GO): pericentric heterochromatin; nucleus
Molecular function (GO): chromatin binding
Source: RefSeq, a predicted model, not a curated record
AUGCCGCCCCCAAUCGAGGAUCUCUCCGACGAGGAGUCCGGUGAUAUCCCCUUCGACGACAAGAACGGCACCACCGAAGAUGCGAAAGAACCCGAUCAGGUGGACGCUGAGGGCGACGAGGAUGACGACGAGGAGGAGGAGGAAGAGGACGUUUAUAUCGUCGAAAAGAUCAAUGACCACGCCUGGAUGGACGAUGGCUCAUUCAAGCUUCUGGUGAAGUGGAAAGGCUGGGACAAGCCAGAGGACCUGACCUGGGAACCUGAAGCGUCAUUGAAGGAGGGCGCAAAGGAUAUUUUGAACGCAUACUACAAGAAGAUUGGUGGACGUCCCAGGAAGAACGCUGCGAAGCCCGCCGCCCCCAAGGCCGCAUCAGGUCGCAAGCGCAAGUCAAUGGGCGAGACCAAGUCGACUUCGGCUUCCGCCGAACCCACCGAGCAGAAGCGACGCCGUAAAUCCUCAGCACCUGCGACAGAAGAGCCGCCCGCGGAGACAGUCGCUGAAAGCGAGGAGGACGAUCUGAGCUGGACACCCAAGGGCAAGGAUUGGGGCAGUCACCUCCAGAAAGUUGACACAAUCAUCAGAGAUCAGGACAGCAAGCAGCUGUUUGCAUUCCUACUCUGGAAGAACGGCAAGCGCUCUCGAGUUGCACUUGAAACAUGCUACGACAGGUGUCCGAAGCAGAUGCUUCAAUUCUACGAGAACCAUUUGGUCUUCAAAGAAACUUGA